UGAGAUGGAAAAACUAUUAACUUACUGUUUAACAUUUUUUAGUAUUGCUUUACACAAUUCUUCGGUAUUCGCGUGCUCCGGUAAACCAAUCGUAUCUACAUUGUCGGGUAAAGUUCAAGGAGCAAGACAAAAAGGAUUCGAAGGCAACGAAUUUUGUUCAUUCAAGGGCAUUCCUUACGCCAAGCCACCAGUUGCGGAAUUACGAUUCAGUGAUCCUGAGCCAGUAGAACCAUGGAUGAACGUUCGAGAAGCGACGACCCAUGGACCAAAUUGCCCACAAUACAAUACCAUACCUCAUCACGUAUCCACAAUAGAGGAUUGUCUUUAUUUGAACGUCUAUACAAAAAAUACAGAACCGAGAGUAUUAAAGCCAGUGAUGGUUUGGAUCCAUGGUGGUAGUUUUGCUACUGGACAUGGUGACGAUUCGCUUUAUGGUCCUGACUACUUUAUGCGCAAGGAUAUUGUUUUGGUGACUUUCAACUAUAGACUCGGCGUUCUUGGAUUUCUCAAUUUAAACGACGAAGGAGCAACAGGCAAUCAGGGUUUGAAAGACCAGAUAAUGGCAAUGCAAUGGGUCCGCGAUAAUAUUGUUAGUUUUGGCGGUGAUCCUUACAGCGUGACGAUUUUCGGUCAAAGUACGGGUGCCGCAUCUGUACACUAUCAUACUAUUUCUCCGCUAUCAAAAGGAUUGUUCCACAAAGCUAUUUCUCAAAGUGGAGUUGCUCUCAAUCCAUGGGCCUUCCAAUCGAAUCCCGAGAAACGAGCAUAUCAGUUAUGCCAACUUUUAGGACACCGGGUAAAAGAUUCUAAAUCAGCGAUUAGAUUUUUGAAAUCAGUUGAUACACCGCGAUUGAUUAGAGCUCAAGAAAAACUUCUUACGAAAGAGGAAAUUAUUCAAGCUCAAUUAUCAUUUGGACCUAGUAUCGAUUCCAAAUUAAAAAUGCCAUUUAUGCCAACGCAUCCAGAAGUAGCUGCGGCAACAGGAGUUCAAGUACCUAUGAUCAUUGGUCACAACAGCCGAGAAGGAAUUUUUUUCUACCGAAAUGCAGCAAACUCCUACGAGAGGUUUAACAGGGAAUUUAGUAAACUUUUACAUCCUGAUGUGAGAGACAUGGUUAGCAGGUACGGUUUAACUACGGAAAAUUUGAAACAUAUCUACUUCAAGAAUAGUCCAAUAACGAGAUCGAAUGUUGAUAAAUUGGUCGAUUUACUUGGAGAUUUAUAUUUCGUCGAAGGUAUACAUAGGGUUGUGAAGACACAAGCUGCAACAAGCUUGACACCGACAUAUUUCUAUGAAUUUACUUACGACAAGAAACAGUCGUUUAUGAAAAUUUAUUUCCACACUCAUAUGAGCGGCGCUUGUCACGCAGAUGAGUUAUCUUUUUUGUUUAAAGCUCAUCAUUUUGACGUGAUAAGUAAGGAAAAGGAUACAGACAAAAAGCGAAUUACUAAACAAAUGAUUGAUUUGUGGGUCAAUUUUGCUAUGACAGGAACUCCAACACCCAGAGUAACAGAUUUAAUACCCCUUUAUUGGGAGCCUAUCGGUGACGGAAAGAUACUUCGGUAUUUAAAUAUUUGCGAAGACUUACGAAUGGGAACAAUGUCAAGCUUGGAGCAAAAAUAUAAUGCUUACAUGUACUUUAUAACAAAGAACAGUUGCGUCGGCAGCAUCAUGAGCGAAUGCGUAAUCAUAGACACUCUAGCUGGUAAAGUGCGAGGAGCGAAGCAACGCAAUUUUGAAGAUGACGAGUUUUACGCGUUCAGAGGUAUCCCUUAUGCUAAACCACCUGUCGGAGAACUACGAUUUCAAGAACCACAGCCAGUCGAACCAUGGACAGGCAUAAGAGAAGCAACGAGUCACGGACCGAAUUGCGCUCAGCUAGAUUUUAUAGUAUUCGAGGUCGCAGGCAGCGACGACUGUCUCUAUUUGAAUGUGUACACGAGAAAUAUCGAGGCGGGUGCAAGAAGACCGGUAAUGGUUUGGAUACACGGAGGAGGUUUCAUACUUGGCCAUGGCGACGAUUCAUUUUACGGUCCAGAUUUCUUCAUGCGCAAAGACGUUGUUUUAGUCACUAUCAAUUAUCGACUUGGAGUGCUUGGUUUUUUAAACUUGGAUGACGAAGAGGCAUCUGGAAACCAAGGUCUCAAGGAUCAAGUGAUGGCUUUAAAAUGGGUUCGAGAUAACAUUGUUAACUUUGGUGGUGAUUCCGAAAAUGUGACGAUCUUCGGCGAAAGUGCUGGUGGUGCCUCUGUGCAUUAUUUGUGUAUUUCUUCACUUGCUAAAGGAUUAUUUCACAAGGCAAUUGCUCAAAGCGGAGUAGCACUCAAUCCGUGGGCAUUUCAAUCAAAUGCUACAGAAAAAGCAUAUAAAUAUUGUGAAUUCUUAGGACACAAGGAAAAAGAUCCAAAAUCGGCAAUUACAUUUCUCAGGACAGUCGAUAUUCAAAAAUUAAUCGAAGCUCAAGAAAACCUACCAACUAAAGAGGAAAAAAUUCAGUUUAAGUUUUCGUUUGGCCCAAGUAUUGAUUCUAAAUCAAAAAAUCCCUUCAUGCCUGUUCAUCCAGAAGAAGCGGCUAAACAGGGUAUUGAAGUACCAUUAAUCAUUGGACACAAUAGCAGAGAAGGUCUUAUUUUUUUACGAGAAAUUGGAAAAGCUCACAAAAGAUUCAAUACGGAAUUGGAGAAGCUCGUGAAUUCAAGAGCUUGGGAUGUAAUGAAGAACGUAUAUAAUUUAACUCCUGAACAAGUGAAGCACUUGUAUUUACAGGAUGAAGAAAUUACUGACCAGAAUGUGGAAAAAUUAAUUGAUUUGCUUGGAGAUAUUAAUUUUAAUGAGGGAAUUCAUCGAGUUGUUAAAACGCAAAUUGAAAAAAGUUCUGCGCCAACGUACUUUUAUCAAUUUACUUACGAUAAGGAUCCAUCGUUAGUGAAACUUAUGUUGAAGAUUAAGAUAUCCGGUGCAUCACACGCGGAUGAAGUACUAUAUUUAUUCCCACUACAAUCUUUCAAUACACUAAGAAAACAAUACGGAAUUCCUAAAAAAAGUUGGUACCAAAUGGCUAAAUGGUUUGUUAUGACGCUUCCACUUAUAUAUUUAGUCAAGUAUGGUAACCACGGAUUCCCCAAAAGAGGAUCAGAUAAGUAUCGUAUCAUGGAACAUAUGAUCGAAAUGUGGACCAAUUUUGCGAUAACAGGAAAGCCGACAAUUCAAACAUCAGAGCUUAUCCCACACGACUGGCAACCUGUGGAUAACAGUAAGAAUCUUUGUGGGCUAAAUAUUUCUGAGAAUCUACGCAUCGAUGUUACAGAAAAUUUAGAACAGAAGUAUAUCUCAUCGGACAAUCUCAAAAAUUAAUCUACAAAAAAUCUAUUGUUUCGUGUUAAUUGUUUCUGUUCAAUAUUAGUAUAAAAGUUUUUAUAUUAUUUAAAUGCUACUGUUUCGUAUAUACUUUAAUAUGACAAGACUUUCAUAUUUUAAAAAAAUAAAUAUAUAUCUAGUUGUUACAUAAAAUCUAAAUAUUCUUAAGAAAUAUCUGCAGAUAUGAGACUUUUAGUGAAAAAUUUUGUGAAAUCACGAUUAUUGUAUGUACUCUUUCGUACUAAACCAAAAGGAAGAACAUUCAUUUGAUAUUUUAUUAGAUGUGUAAUUUUUUUAUAAUACUACGUAUUAGGACUUAUAUUUUUUCUGACUACGUAAACUAUUAAUGAAACGCAUGAAGUCUCACUAGGGGUUUCCUUUAUUCAUUUACACGCGUGAAAGUUAAACUUAUUAAAAAAUCAUUGUAAAUUAUAUAUCGUUUCGUGUAUGUAAUUAAGACGGGAAAAGACAUGGAUACGUAACUCAGACUAAUAAAAUUAUUAGUAAAAAA
Molecule: messenger RNA, 3869 nt
Organism: Phymastichus coffea
Lineage: Eukaryota; Metazoa; Arthropoda; Insecta; Hymenoptera; Eulophidae
Exons: 17
Coding region: 5-3355 (1116 amino acids)
Source: RefSeq, a predicted model, not a curated record